CAGUCAACGAAUGUAAACAGAAGUCAUUGCCCCUGUUUAUAAACUUCACGAAAUUGCCUAAUAAGCCCACAGCUUUUGUUAACUAGCAGAAUCCCUCUCUCCUCACAGAUCAUCCUUAUUCUCUUCAUCUGAUGAAGUUUUAUUGACCCAAAAGAGAAAACAAAAAAUCGAAAAACGAAAAAAGAUCAUCCCUAUUCUCUUAUCCUCUUGCCAUUGCAUCCAGUAAAUAGCGUGGCUUCUGUAGGUUUCUGUAUGCUCUUGAAGUUAUGUCUCUACAGCGCCGUGUUGAUCAUCUGACCAAAAUCAUAAGCGACGCACCAGGUAAACUGGCACGAUGUCUCCCAUCCAAAGUUAGAGAACUUUUAGCAAAGAAAUGGGAAAGAACACAUCUUUCAGCUUCAUUCUGGAACAAGAUGAUUGUAAUUUCAUGUCUAAUUGCAAUUUCCCUAGAUCCCUUGUUUUUAUACAUUCCAUUCAUCGAUGAGGGAAAGAAAUGCCUUGGAAUGGACAAAAAGUUGAAGAAUGUGGCUCUGGUUUUGCGAUUUCUAACGGAUAUUACUUUCUUGGUGGAUAUUGGAUAUCAAAUCUAUGAAGGUGUUCAAAAUGCCUACAAGGAGAUCAACCAAGGGAAGGAAACAUGGGAAUUGGAUUGGCAAGCGACGUUCAUAAGAAGAGAUGAGAUCAUUCCAUUUGCUGUGAUAUUAGCUCGGGAGUUGAAGUGGUGUUCUUUGGUGACUGACCUUCUCUCUGUUUUUCCCAUGCCACAACUUCUAGUAGUAAAGCUUUUUUUCAAACCGAGAAGGCCGGGAUAUUUAGAAUGGAAGGAAACGAUUGUCAACUUUUUUCUUCUCUGCCAAUAUUUGCCAAGAAUUUAUCGAAUUAUCUUAUCUUCUACUGAACUUACAAGGACCAUCAGAAUAAGGGUCAAAGCCCUAUUCAAUUUGUUUCUUUACAUUCUUGCUGGCCAUGUUCUUGGAGCUUUUUGGUACUUCUUUUCCAUUCAACGAGAGACCUCAUGUUGGUACCAGGCUUGUCAAAACAAUAUUACAUACGAAGGAUGCAAGACUAUCUUUUAUUGUCAUGAUCAGAGUACGUCAACAAAAGAUAUUACCACUUUUUUGGAUGAACAUUGCAAAAUAGAUGUUCCAUACAAUGAUACAGCGCCGUUUGAAUAUGGAAUAUUUAUUGAUGCCCUUAAGUCUGGUAACGCGGGGAAUAAUUCUACUUUUCCAAACAAGUUAGCCUACUCUUUCUGGUGGGGCCUGAGAAAUCUAAGCAACUUUGGCACGAAUCUCACAACAACAAGUAAUUAUGUGUGGGAAAACUUGUUUACAAUUCUUAUUUCUAUCACUGGCUUACUACUAUUUAUAUAUCUAAUUGGAAAUGUUCAGACAUUCAUUCAGAUGAGAACCACACAAUCGGAGGAAAGUAGGAAGAAGAUUAAAUCAAAAGAAGGAGAGAUAGACACGUGGAUGAAGAAAUAUGAUAUUGGUGAUGGAAUGAAGAAGGAAAUCAUGAAAAUCAUACAUAAAAAAUUGGAAGAAGACAAAGAUGCUGAUCUGGAGAAUCUAUUCAAUGUUCUUCCCGGUUAUAUGAAAAAAUAUCUAAAGCAUCAUCUCUGUUCGAACUUUCUGUCACAAGUUGAACUCCUUAAACUUAUGAAUGCCACAGUGCUGAAAAUGAUGUGCGACUGUCUGACGCCAGUGACUUACGCAGCAGAGCACAUCAUAUUUCCAAUGGGGGGCCCAAUUGAUCGCAUGCUUCUCAUUAUAGAAGGCACUGUAUUGACCUACAGCAGCAUAACUCCUAAUCCUAGCUUUGCACGUGGUGAAGAAACAACAAAAGAUUCUGGUGCUGCCCCAUCCCCAUCCACAUCAAUGGCCACCAACGAACUUGAGAAAGGUAAUGUUUAUGGAGAAGAGCUUCUGAAGUGGGCAUCGCCCAACAAAACUGGGAUUGACAACCUUCCUACCAGCAACGAAAAUGUGAGAUGUCAUACAAAAGUAGAAGGCUUUGCUCUCUCAGCCAAGGACUUGCUAAAGGUAGUCUCCAAACACGAACAGUCGUGGACCUUAAACUUGGACCCCUGAUCUCCCUCCCUCCUUCUACAUAUGUAUGUAUGUAUGGUAAUUUAGUACACUAAAUAUUUGGUAACCUUC
Molecule: messenger RNA, 2159 nt
Organism: Prunus avium (sweet cherry)
Lineage: Eukaryota; Viridiplantae; Streptophyta; Magnoliopsida; Rosales; Rosaceae
Source: RefSeq, a predicted model, not a curated record